UGGCCGCGUCGCUGUACCGGGGGGUUCUCUUUCGUGCCUAUGGUUACCGGUGCGUGAGGAAGGUAGGGGCUGAGAGCUGCUUCGACUAGACCCCCGCCAUGUCCCCCCGCUCCCUCGGUGGCCUCCUUCUACUACUGCUGUGCCUGCUUGGGGACGCCAUCGCCGGGAGAGAUUUCUAUAAGAUUUUGGGGGUUCCUCGCAGUGCAUCUGUUAAAGAUAUUAAAAAGGCCUACCGAAAACUAGCCCUUCAGCUUCAUCCAGACAGAAACCCUGAUGAUCCACGUGCACAGGAAAAAUUUCAGGAUCUUGGGGCUGCCUAUGAGGUAUUGUCAGAUGAGGAAAAACGAAAGCAGUAUGAUGCCUAUGGUGAAGAAGGGUUGAAAGAGGGACAUCAAAGUUCUCAUGGAGAUAUUUUUUCACAUUUCUUUGGAGAUUUUGGUUUCAUGUUUGGAGGCAAUCCUCGUCAGCAAGACAGGAACAUUCCAAGGGGAAGCGACAUUAUUGUGGACCUAGAAGUUACGCUGGAAGAAGUAUACUCCGGAAAUUUUGUGGAAGUUAUAAGAAACAAGCCAGUUGCAAGACAAGCACCAGGGAAACGAAAAUGCAAUUGCCGGCAAGAGAUGAGGACAACCCAGUUAGGCCCAGGACGUUUCCAGAUGACACAAGAAGUUGUCUGUGAUGAGUGUCCCAAUGUCAAACUUGUGAAUGAAGAACGAACGUUAGAGGUGGAGAUAGAACCUGGCGUUAGGGAUGGGAUGGAAUAUCCCUUUAUAGGGGAAGGAGAACCUCAUGUUGAUGGAGAACCAGGUGACUUGCGCUUCCAAAUAAAAGUUCUUAAACAUCCAGUCUUUGAAAGAAGAGGAGAUGAUUUAUAUACAAAUGUUACCAUCUCACUUGUGGAAGCUCUUGUUGGAUUUGAAAUGGAUAUUGCUCAUUUAGAUGGACAUAAGGUCCAUAUUGCCCGAGAUAAAAUCACAAAACCUGGAGCCAAGCUGUGGAAGAAAGGAGAAGGUCUUCCAAACUUUGAUAACAAUAACAUCAAAGGCUCCCUUAUCAUUACAUUUGAUAUUGAAUUUCCAAAAGAACAGUUGACUGGAGAACAGCGAGAAAGUCUCAAACAAUUGCUGAAACAAGCAUCUGUUCAGAAGGUGUAUAAUGGACUGCAGGGCUAUUGAGACUGAGACAAAUGGACUUUCUUGUGGAUAAAUGAAAUAAGUACUGUAAACUGCAGUCUUUUCUGCUGGUCAUUGUAGAACAAAUGCAGAGGGUGGAGUAACCUCUGAAACCUCUUUUUUUUACAAUAGCAAGGAUAAUUCUGGGAUGGAUCAGAAGACAACAAACAAAAUGUCUUUAUUCUGGAUACAACUGGUGCUCUAUUUGGAGCAAUUAGGCUCCAGCAGUUGAGAGAGAGAUCGUGUUUUUAACAGAAUUAGCACACUGAAGUUCCGUUUUCAAAUAUAUUUUGAUGUUACUUUUUUUGCCACCCUUAA
Messenger RNA from Pantherophis guttatus, 1490 nucleotides. It is a transcript of the gene DNAJB11, whose product is annotated as DnaJ heat shock protein family (Hsp40) member B11. Gene Ontology annotation, molecular function: misfolded protein binding. The record is from RefSeq and is a predicted model, not a curated record. NCBI's taxonomy places the organism in Eukaryota, Metazoa, Chordata, Lepidosauria, Squamata, Colubridae. Gene Ontology annotation, cellular component: endoplasmic reticulum. Gene Ontology annotation, biological process: protein maturation; protein folding.